CGCAUACCAAGACCUAGGAUCAAAGUCCGCCAAAACAAUGGACUUGAGCCACGGAUAUUGAUGACGCGACAAGCUGUCAUCCUGAUGCUUUCCAUCAGCUUACUUUUGCAUUCCCAUGCCCAGGGAAUUAGCAACAUGGACUGACUACCCAAGGCUUGAAGGGAAACGCCCAGCCACGCAACGGACACAUUUCUUUAGAAAUGAGCUCAGCGUAGUGACAGAAAAAGAGCAGACCUGCAGUUUGGAUUGAAAAGGCCAGUUCACAAAAGCAAGUACGUGGUCAACAAUGUCAGAUCAGGCCGAAACGGAACAAUCGGCAACGCCCGAAAACGCCCCGCUCCUUGGCUCAUCCAGCACUCCAGCGGAUGAGCACGCGACCGAUGACCAGAACGCGAUUCCGGGGAAUACCGAUGUGGAAGCAGAUGCCCGGGUUGUCUCUCGUCCAGAGGGCCGGCCGAAGGACAUAUUCAUUGGGACAUGGCUGUCUCUCGUGCUGUCGGCAGUAGGGCUUGCAGGCUUCAUUGCGGCUUUUGCCUUCCUGGGGAAGCUGACCAUCUCGGAAAGUCCUAAUUUGGGGUGGUGGACGCAAUACUCGGCGCCAUGGUUCACGGUCAUGUCCGUCGUGGCCCUCACCUUUGCAAUCUUCAACCUCCGCCUGCUUUACCGGAAGAACAAGCCGAUGUGGCUGGGCCCGAAUCUCUUCGUGGAUAUGGCGAUACCCUUGAUACUGGUUAGCCAUACCAAAGGCUCGCCCGCGGGCGACUGGGCUUACUGUAGCCCGCAUUACCCGAAGCGACCGCCGAGCAAUCCUUAUGAGCCUGCUUGUUUGGACAAUGCCGUGACCGUCAACGUCCUAUUGGGUAUUGCCUUUGGCUCGACUUUCCUGCUUGCAUUUGUCCAUCUUUAUCUAGCCAUCAAGCGUUGGAUUGAGGUCUUUCGCGCUCGGAGACGUGAAGGAAAUGGGAUAACCCGCUUCGGAAUCCCUAGCGGUCAACUCAGCUUCAAGUUUACGAUCAAGUUUCUCGACCAGGAUGGUUUAAGGGCCAGAGAAGAUGCUUCUAGGGCGCAGGAAUAAAUGCUGUCAAGCUUCCUGCAUCGGUUGGUGCUGUAGGGGAAAGUCUUUCGCGAGGGGCUGAAAUUCGGAGCCGAAAAGGAGGACACUCCAUGGGCAUUAAAUUUUUGGACUCCAAUCUUACCCCGUUUGGCAGUUAAUUUAUUCGGUAGUUUUUCUGCUUUAAUCGUCGUUCCGGCGUGACAGUAUUAGUUUACGUCGUCAGCUUCGGCGGUUCGUUAUGUUGCUGAAUAUUAUUGACCCCCAUUAGGCAAGG
Molecule: messenger RNA, 1328 nt
Organism: Pyricularia oryzae 70-15
Lineage: Eukaryota; Fungi; Ascomycota; Sordariomycetes; Magnaporthales; Pyriculariaceae
Exons: 3
Coding region: 287-1075 (262 amino acids)
Source: RefSeq, a predicted model, not a curated record